AUGGCGUCCCGACACUACAACCCUCAUCCGCUGCCUGCUCCACCGCCGCAACAGCAGGGCCAGCAACACGCAUCCUUCCAGCAGCAGCAGCCACCAGUGCCUCGACACCACCAACCGCAGCCUUAUCAGCAGCAUCAGUCUCAGCCGUCCCAGUCUUCCCAGGUACAGAAACAAGAGCGAACCCGGCCUAAAUCCAGAGCCUUCAGCUUCCGAUCUGACAAGUCCCAGAAGAGCGCAAACAGCCACCAACAGAAGGUCGGUCUCCAAGAGUCGUCUGCCGAGAAGGAAUCAAAGAGGCUACAUACCCACGCCGACCCUAGAAUGGCUAUGACCGAACAAGAGCCUGCCAUGCAGGCGCAGCAGGAGGAAAUUCAGAUGGCUCCGUUGCGAUCAGUUCAGCAUAAGGACUUCGCUGGCAACCUAAUCUCUGAUCCAGACCGAUCGAACCCGACGCGGAAUCGAUGGGAACGCCCGUUAGAUACGAUUAGGAGCUUCGAGGCUGCUAUCGAUGGCGGCUAUAACCGCAAUUCGGUCAUCAAGGCGGAUACAGACUCAAUGGCCAACUGGAACAGACGGAGUAGCUACUACGGAAAUAAUGGGCCCCGCUUCCCCCAAGACAGCUAUUACGGCGGCCGACCGGCCUCGACGAUGCGGCCAGACAGCAUGAUGCUCGAUACCAGACAGUCGGCAAUGAUGGCGGGUCCAAAAGACAGUUACCAUGAUGGGUUCGAUGGCGGUCCGUACGGGAAUGCAGCCGUGGGUCCUCGGAACCGGUAUUCGCGAAACCAUUCCGAACCGUACAUUCAAGCCCCGCGUGCGCCGGCCGACCGAAACGUCUACCCUAUGCCGAAUAACCAUCGAUCAUACGAGACAGUUGCGACAGCUUCUGGGAGUGGCAGCAUGGGCGAACCGGCUGGUUACCAAACCGAUCCCACUAGUAGUGAGAACAGUUCGAUCGACCGUCGUUCGCCACCGAAACGCCAGGAGCCUACCAAUGACUACGGUAUUAGUUUUGGCCAGUCGCCCACAUACCAGGCUCCCAGUUUCAGCGCCGGUAAUGGCCAAGCAAGCACGCCACCUGUUACCAGAAAGGAGAACGGAAGCAUGUUGAGGAAGCCCUCCAAAACAGCACCCGCGAGUGGAAACGCUCAACAACGCCCGGAAGCUGGAGAGAAACGGAAGAGUUGGCUUCUCCGACGAUUCAGCAGCAAGAAGUCGUAG
Messenger RNA from Anthostomella pinea, 1221 nucleotides. NCBI's taxonomy places the organism in Eukaryota, Fungi, Ascomycota, Sordariomycetes, Xylariales, Xylariaceae. The record is from the annotation of a GenBank genome assembly.